AUGGCUCAGCAAUGCCCUGCAAUGGUAGCACUACACAAAUCAACGCCCGUCCAAAUCCACAACAUUAUCAUUACUCCAUCAAAUGUUGUGAUUGAUGACUACACUAAACUCAAUCUAAGCGUUGUUUGCAUUCCAAAAACUGGAGAAACUUCUCGAUAUCUCCGAUUGAACAACAAGAAAGGUGGAUGGAAUUAUGAUAUUGAUGAGUAUGGCUUCAAACAUCAAGAAUUCGAAAAUGCGGUUUAUCAGCAAGUGGAAUGUUGGGAGACGCAAAAGGAGAUAAUGGAGGAGGAGUUGGAAGAGGAUCUGAAAACAUCGAAUCCCAUUUUCUUUGAGGUUAUCAAGAACAAAUAUGAAAGAUCGUUUGGAGACUAUGUAUUCAAACUUGAAAUGUAUAAUUUGAAGAGAGCUGGUCAACCGUCUCCUUACAAUCGAUUUAUUCAAUUAGCUGUCAGUUCUUCAAACUCAUAUCGUAGAGUGGAAUAUACCAAUUACGACGAAACUCUAUCGAAAUCCAUGGAUUCCUUGAUUUCGAAACUGUUUUCUCUGAACAACAACACAAUAAGAAUCGGGAGUAUCAAAGUGGAGAAAGAGGGAGUUAAUAGUCUAAACUCAAUUUCUCCAAAGAUAAAUCACAAUCAGUUCCCUGUGGCGUCAAUUAUAACAGUUGAAAGCAUAUCUGGUGACUUGCCAAUUUUCAAGAACACUGGUAUUCAUAUAAUUGAAAAUUGUACUGUGCAGUAUGGUUCAAUAGCUACUCGUGUUCAUUUCCGGGGCAGCUCAUGUUCUACUAGGAAUGUUCAUAGUUUGAUCGAAUCGCUAAAGAAAAACUUGAUAGGAAAACAUCUAUCGAUUGAAACUAAUCGUUCAAGUCCAAGGUGGUUGAGCUCGGUUCCUAAUUCCGUUAAGGGUACCAUUCUUGUUGACGGUAAUCGCAUCACUUGCUAUACAGUUGAAGAUAGGAAAAAAUGGAUAGAAAUCAACUGCUAUUAUAUCCCGAUACCCGACAGCAUUUCUCAAAUUCAUGUGGAAGUUCAUCCAAUUGGACAUGCCAUUCGAAAUUGA
Molecule: messenger RNA, 1065 nt
Organism: Caenorhabditis remanei
Lineage: Eukaryota; Metazoa; Nematoda; Chromadorea; Rhabditida; Rhabditidae
Exons: 2
Coding region: 1-1065 (354 amino acids)
Source: RefSeq, a predicted model, not a curated record